GCCUGGCGGUGGCGGCGGCGGCGGCUGAAGCGCAGGGGCGGCCGUGGCCACAGCGCGGGGGCUGGGCCCAUGGCGGCGACGGCGGUGGCGACGGGGACCGGGGCCGCGGCGGGGACCGAGUCGGCCGAGCGGCCCCCGGGCCCGGCGGCGGCGCUGGAGUUGUGGCUCAACAAAGCCACAGACCCAAGCGUGUCGGAACAGGAUUGGUCAGCUAUCCAGAAUUUCUGUGAGCAGGUGAACACUGACCCCAAUGGCCCCACACAUGCGCCCUGGCUACUGGCCCACAAGAUCCAGUCUCCGCAAGAGAAAGAAGCCCUUUAUGCCUUAACGGUGCUGGAGAUGUGUAUGAACCACUGUGGAGAGAAGUUCCACAGCGAGGUGGCCAAGUUUCGCUUCCUGAAUGAGCUGAUCAAAGUGUUGUCUCCAAAGUACCUGGGGUCCUGGGCCACAGAAAAAGUUAAAGGAAGAGUCAUUGAAAUACUCUUUAGUUGGACAGUCUGGUUUCCAGAAGACAUCAAGAUCCGAGAUGCCUAUCAGAUGCUAAAGAAACAAGGCAUUAUAAAACAAGACCCUAAGCUACCAGUGGAUAAAAUCUUACCCCCGCCUUCUCCCUGGCCCAAGAGCUCGAUCUUUGAUGCUGAUGAAGAAAAAUCAAAGCUUCUGACAAGGCUUCUGAAGAGCAACCACCCUGAGGAUCUUCAGGCUGCAAACCGGCUGAUCAAGAAUUUGGUCAAGGAGGAACAAGAAAAGUCAGAGAAGGUGUCUAGGAGAGUGAGCGCCGUGGAGGAAGUGCGAAGCCACGUGAAGGUGCUGCAGGAGAUGCUGAGCACGUACCAGAGGCCGGGGCAGGCUCCCCCAGACCAGGAGGCCCUGCAGGUCGUGUAUGAAAGGUGUGAAAAGCUGCGGCCUACCCUUUUCCGGCUGGCAAGUGACACCACUGAUGAUGACGAUGCUCUUGCCGAGAUUCUCCAGGCAAAUGAUCUCCUCACCCAAGGAGUUCUGCUGUACAAACAGGUGAUGGAGGGCCGUGUGACCUUUGGAAACACAGUGACCAGCUCAGUGGGAGACAUACCCGUCUCCAGAGUCUUUCAGAAUCCAGCAGGCUGCAUGAAAAACUGUACCCUGAUUGACUUAGAGGUGGACGAUGGAUCUGAGCAGGCUGGGACUGCGGCGCCAUCUUUGCUUCAUCAGGACCUGGCAGCCUUGGGAAUCAGUGAUGCUGCUGUUACAAAUAAGAUUGCUGGUCAGAAUUGCUGUCAGGAAAAGAGGAAUCCUUCUGCCAGCACACUGCUGGGCGGUGGCAUUCAGAGCCAUUCUGCAGACCGGAACUUGCUGGAUCUCUCACCGCAGCCAUCCCCCAGCCCUCUGAAUUAUGUCUCACAGAAAAGUAUCCCCAAGGAAGUGCCACCAGGUACUAAGUCUUCCCCAGGUUGGUCCUGGGAGGCUGGACCAUUGGCAUCUUCCCCAUCCUCACAGAAUACGCCUCUGGCUCAAGUGUUUGUCCCUUUGGAGUCUGUUAAGCCCAGCAGCCUGCCACCUCUGAUCGUGUAUGACCGCAAUGGAUUCAGAAUUCUGCUCCACUUCUCCCAGACUGGGGCCCCUGGCCACCCCGAGGUGCAGGUAUUACUCUUGACCAUGAUGAGCACUGCCACCCAGCCUGUCUGGGACAUCAUGUUUCAAGUGGCUGUGCCAAAGUCAAUGAGAGUGAAGCUACAGCCGGCAUUCCAGCUCCAAGCUUCCUGCAUUCAGUCCUUUGAUGCCUCCAGCUGUGAUAUCUCAGAUGCUGCUGCUUGACAAUCCACAUAAAGUAUGUUCUGUGAUCUUUGGGUAUAGGGAAAUGGGACC
Molecule: messenger RNA, 1845 nt
Organism: Microcebus murinus (gray mouse lemur)
Lineage: Eukaryota; Metazoa; Chordata; Mammalia; Primates; Cheirogaleidae
Source: RefSeq, a predicted model, not a curated record